Messenger RNA from Plenodomus lingam JN3, 2199 nucleotides. The record is from RefSeq and is a predicted model, not a curated record. Lineage: Eukaryota; Fungi; Ascomycota; Dothideomycetes; Pleosporales; Leptosphaeriaceae.
AUGCUCACAGCUACCCCACUACCCUGGCAUUAUCGCGACUUCACCGGCCUUCUGGCUUUUCUCCAGUCUCCGUGGGACGCCGCAGUUACCAGGCAUCGCAUCCAUGGUGACGGAGCUCGGUUCGAUGAGUCCUGCGCUGCUGUCCUCGAGGAUCCCUACGAAAUGAACUCCCAGAACCGCCCAAAGCGCCCUGAGGACCACGACUGUUGCUUUACCGCCGCCGCAUUCGAGAAGUUUGUCGUCAAGCGUUGUCUUGACGCUGUCACCGCCGGUCCUAUCCUCGCGAAACUGUUCCAGCGCUACAUGAUUCGGCGUGAUUACUCCUCCUCCUGCAUCGUAGACAGCUUCGGAACGCGUCACACCAUCGGCCAGUCAAUGUGCAAAGUGAAUCGCGUUAACCUGACCUUGACGAACGACGACUACUACCAGCACUUGCACAACGGCCUCAUUGGUGAAUGGACGGGCGAGUAUACGUCGGACAGCACCUCGGACGCGAUAUACCAGAACCAGUCCGCCGCAAGGAUCAUGGGUCUCGGUGCUAUCAGUCCGCUCCUACUGCUCGCCCGCGACACCCACACGGUCAAGGUCGACAUCCAGGGUGACUCGGUGCAGAACCCCAUACUCUCCAAAGUUCGCCACCACCAAGAUCUUGAGGAGUCCGGUACCGUCCAGGAUGAAACCGAGUCAGCGGCAGAGGACGACCCAGAGAUUCUCAACACUUAUGGAUCUGAUGACGAAGCACCUCUACCAGGCGUUCUUCCAGAUGACGGCCCCAAAGUCGAGAAGAUGGAGAGUCCGCACCUUGCACAGUACCGCGAACUGUACAUGGCCAAGGAUUACUCGUCGUGGCUUCGCAAGCUCAUGGAGGAUAUCGCCCUAAACACGCGCCUUUUGCAUAAGAAGGUGUACAAGGACAUCUUCGGUGACCGUGAAGUCAAGGAAAUUUCCGACAAGCAGCUGGUUCGAAUCCUGGUCCGAUCGUCUCCGCGUUUGGGCGCCCUAUUUGCCAACAUUUCUGACCAAGUCGACAAUGCCAAUGAAAAGGCGAUCAUCUUCUGCCUCAAUCCUUUCGAGCAAAUGUUCUACAGCGUGCUGUUGAACGUUAUGGGAUACAAGAGUCGGGCGUAUCUGUCUACCAUGAAGGGCGAUGUGAAGGAGGAGAUGAUUUCGUCGUUCCAGAAACCUCUUUCCCGCUGGUCUGACGCUGGCUUCAACGGUGUGAAGGACCGAGAUUUGGAAGUCCUGGUGUUGUCUUACCACAUGAACAGUGGUCUGAACUUGCAGGCAACUUGUCACAACCUCCAUGCUCCCUCCCCCGCCCCUUCGUACUCGAUUUGGAUCCAAACCGUUGGCCGCAUUGCACGUUUUGGCCAGCCAUAUGACUGCACAGUCUUCACCUACAUAAUGCCGAAAACGUACAACAUCCAGCAGUUCUCCACCAUGCUGAAGAACGCCCUCUUCACGAUCGCCGCCCUGACAUGCACGGUGCAUGCCGAUGGUGAAGACCUCACUUCAGUUCCCAGUGUGUCCUUCUCAGAGCUCAAGCACUUUCAUGGAUUCGAGGAUACUCUGGUGGAUGACCGAGUGCCAGGGUUUCAGGGGCUGCUGGCCUCUGGCAAGGUGCACACUGAUCUGGACCCCAAUGAGAAGUUCUUACGCAUCUUGAACAUCACGUUGGGUAAGACUGUGGCUGUGAACUCAUCAAAUGCCGCCGGAUAUCGCAUCAAGCCCACACCCGCCCUUUUCUCCAACUACCGGCCCCUCAUGGCUUCCUCUGCUGGUACUCCCAAGAAAAGGUCCCAGCGAGCCGGCAGCCUGAAGUCUUCCCCUGUUUCGACUCUUCGAGGUAAAGGCAAGGUCAAUCUGCCAAUGCCAGACAAGGCCUUGGCUAGCGUCCAGGAAGAAAAUGAGGACUUGAUGGAGAUGGAUGGGGGCAAGCAGCACAGAAUUCCCCGGGAUCUGACAAAGACGUUUUUGGCUGCCGCUGAGAAGAAAUAUGAUGAGAAGCAGAAGGCAAAGGCACCAAAGCGUCGUCGUGCGGACAAGGAGGAGAAUGAGGAUGAGGCUGAGGCUGAGGAUGGGGGUGAGGCUGAGGAUGAACCCUCCCCAAAACGCACAAGGAAGGGGGCAGCAGGUGGCAAGGGUUCUCGUGGUGGCAAGAGUACUCGUACUUCAAAGCGUGGCACGGCUAAGAAAUAG